Molecule: messenger RNA, 5341 nt
Organism: Gracilinanus agilis (Agile Gracile Mouse Opossum)
Lineage: Eukaryota; Metazoa; Chordata; Mammalia; Didelphimorphia; Didelphidae
Gene: TRAK1
Product: trafficking kinesin protein 1
Exons: 16
Coding region: 45-2885 (946 amino acids)
Biological process (GO): neurogenesis; anterograde axonal transport of mitochondrion; endosome to lysosome transport
Cellular component (GO): dendrite
Molecular function (GO): GABA receptor binding
Source: RefSeq, a predicted model, not a curated record
UUCAACAUUGUCUCUCAGUGUUCCUCUGGUUUUGGUUUUUGCUCAUGGCAUUGGUGGCACAGGUUGGUGAGCCUUUAGUCACCAGUUCUUUGGUAAGACUUCAGCCCAAACUGAUAAGGACAAAUAAUUUUGAUGUGUGCAAUAGUACUGAUCUUCCUGAAGUCGAAAUCAUCAGUCUGCUGGAGGAACAACUGCCCCAUUACAAGCUAAGAGCAGAUACAAUCUAUGGUUAUGACCACGACGACUGGCUCCACACUCCUCUCAUUUCUCCCGAUGCUAAUAUCGACCUAACAACUGAGCAGAUAGAAGAGACGCUGAAGUAUUUUCUUUUAUGUGCUGAGAGAGUGGGCCAGAUGACUAAAACAUACAAUGACAUAGAUGCUGUGACACGUCUUCUUGAGGAGAAAGAGCGGGAUUUAGAAUUAGCUGCUCGCAUUGGCCAGUCGUUGUUGAAGAAGAAUAAAACUCUGACGGAGAGGAAUGAACUGCUUGAAGAACAAGUAGAUCAUAUCAGGGAAGAGGUGUCUCAAUUGCGACAUGAAUUGUCUAUGAAGGAUGAACUGCUUCAGUUCUAUACCAGUGCUGCUGAAGAAAGUGAGCCUGAAUCUGUCUGCUCAACCCCGUUGAAAAGGAAUGAGUCUUCAUCCUCAGUACAGAAUUAUUUUCAUCUGGAUUCUCUUCAAAAGAAACUGAAAGACCUUGAAGAAGAGAAUGUUGUACUUCGAUCAGAGGCUUGCCAACUGAAGACUGAAACCAUCACAUACGAGGAAAAGGAACAACAGCUUGUUAAUGACUGUGUCAAAGAGCUGAGAGAUGCCAAUGUCCAGAUCGCCAGUAUCUCAGAAGAGUUGGCCAAGAAAACAGAGGACGCUUCCCGGCAACAAGAAGAAAUCACCCAUCUUCUUUCUCAAAUAGUCGACCUGCAGAAGAAAGCCAAGGCUUGUGCUGUUGAAAAUGAGGAACUCGUCCAACAUCUGGGGGCUGCUAAAGAUGCCCAGAGACAACUUACAGCGGAGUUGCGGGAGCUGGAGGACAAGUAUGCAGAGUGCAUGGAAAUGCUUCAUGAGGCGCAGGAAGAGCUGAAAAAUCUCCGCAAUAAAUCCAUGCCAAACACCAUUUCCCGACGUUACCACUCCCUAGGUCUCUUUCCCAUGGACUCCUUGGCUGCUGAGAUAGAAGGAUCGAUGCGAAAGGAGCUACAGAUGGAAGAACCUGAAUCUCCUGACAUAACCCAUCAGAAGCGUGUUUUUGAGGCUGUGAGGAACAUUAAUCAAGUAGUCAAGCAACGGUCCCUGACCCCAUCUCCCAUGAACAUCCCAGGCUCCAACCAGUCCUCAGCCAUGAACUCCAUCAUCUCUAGCUGUGUCAGCACACCAAGGUCCAGCCUCUAUGGGGGUGACAUCACCAAUAUCAUGAUUGACAAUAAGACCAACAGCAUCAUCCUGGAAACGGAGUCAUCAGAUACAGGAAAUGAGGACAAGAAUAAGAAGCCUGGGACUCCAGGGACUCCAGGCUCCCAUGACCUGGAGAUAGCCCUUCGGCGACUGUCACUUCGACGGGAGAAUUACCUUUCGGAAAGAAGGUUCUUUGAGGAAGAGCAGGAGAGGAAGCUAAGAGAAUUGGCAGAGAAGGGCGAGCUUCACAGUGGUUCCCUUACCCCGACUGAAAGCAUCAUGUCCCUUGGCACCCACUCAAGAUUCUCAGAGUUCACUGGAUUUUCGGGCAUGUCUUUCAGCAGCCGUUCAUACCUGCCGGAGAAACUCCAGAUUGUGAAACCCUUAGAAGGUUCUGCUACACUUCACCACUGGCAACAGUUGGCCCAGCCUCACCUUGGGGGCAUCCUGGACCCCCGGCCCGGUGUUGUCACCAAGGGCUUCCGGACCCUGGACGUUGACCUGGAUGAAGUGUACUGCCUUAACGAUUUUGAAGAAGAUGAGACAGGUGACAUUUCUUACAAGGGCCUUGCUACCUCCUUGCCAGUUCAGCACUCAGAGACCUCAGCCCAUCAUCCUGGGAAGUGUAUGUCACAGACCAACUCCACUUUCACCUUUACCACAUGCCGAAUCCUGCACCCCUCUGAUGAACUCACAAGAGUCACUCCAAGCCUUAACUCAGCACCGACUCCAGCUUGUGGCAAUUCUAGCAACUUGAAGUCCACCCCAGUGGGCACGCCGUGCACUCCCCGGCGACUGAGUCUGGCCGAGUCUUUCACCAACCUCCGGGAAUCCACGACCACGAUGAGCACAUCCCUGGGGCUGGUGUGGCUGCUGAAGGAAAGGGGCAUUUCAGCGGCCGUGUACAAUCCUCAGAGCUGGGACCGGGCCAGCAGGGGCGCCCUCUUGAACCCGUACUCCCCCAAGAUGGCUGUGAUCCCCUCGACCCCUCCGAAUUCACCUAUGCAGACGCCACUGUCUUCCCCGCCGCCCUUUGACUUCAAAUGUACCAGCCCUCCUUAUGACAACUUCUUGGCCUCUAAGCCAGCCAGCUCCAUCCUCAAGGAGGUUAGGGAGAAAAAGAACAUCAGGAACAGCGAGAGCCAGACCGAGGUGUCUGUCUCCAACCUCAAUCUGGUGGACAAAGUCAAGCGGUUUGGCAUAGCCAAGGUAGUGAAUUCAGGUCGCCCUCAUGCCCCCGCUUUGACGGAAGACCAGGGACCUCUUCUGUGUGGGCCCCAGGGGCCCCGGGCCCUCGUUCCUGAGGGCCUCCCCCUCGGCUGUCCUGUUGUCACGAGUGCCAUUGGUGGCCUUCAGCUGAACACUGGGAUUCGAAGGAACCGCAGCUUCCCCACCAUGGUGGGGUCCAGCAUGCAGAUGAAAGCCCCUGUGACUCUUACUUCGGGCAUCCUCAUGGGUGCCAAGCUCCCAAAACAGACGAGCUUGCGAUAAGAGGAAUUUGUUUCCUUUUUUUUUUUUAAAGAAAACAAAACAAAAACCAACAUUUUCCUUUAACCUCCCAGUCCUCCGACCUCCUUUUUCAUUCUGUUCCCCCCCCCCCUUCCUCUCUCUGUCUCUCUCAACCCCUCCUGAGUAGACAAAUCAACCUCGUGCCUAAUGGGAGAAGAGUGUAAACUUUGUAUAAUAUGUAAAUAUAUAUCAGAGACCUUGUAUCUAAUUUGAUUACUCUUCAGAUAUCAUAAGAAAUGGCCCAACGCUGCAAUUCCUGUAUUAUGGAUUUAACUUGCUGACCUUUGAUAGGUCCUUUUUUGCCCCCCUUUCCUUUAAAGAUGCACUGAAAACAGAAAACAGUUAUUAUCCUGUGGAUAGGAGAAAUGAAUCCUUUGGCUUGCUGAAUGUGAUUGUAGGCAUGGUAUAGUAGGGAUGGAAGACUUAUUGGGUGAUACCAAUCUUCUUUGUGUCUUCCUUCUGGGUAGAUUGACAUUUGGUCUCCUGGAUGAACUUAUCAUGAGCCUGGUCCUUUACUAUAUGCAAAACAAGCAGCCAACUUCAUAUUCAUGUUGGGACAUUUUGAUUUAGUUUGCUUUUGCCAAUGGUCCAGUUUUUUCAGAGCCCAUGGCUCCUCGACCUGGAUGAAAGGUUGUAUCUUUGGAGGGAAAUAUUUGCGAUCUUCCUUAUGUAGAAAACUUGAAAUCCAUUUCUGUAAUCCACAGGCAGCCCAAAAGUUUGGAAAGAAUGAGAAUGUAUGGAUUUUUAAAAACGCUUUUUUCCUUUAAAUACAUUUUUCAAAAUGCAGGCAAGACAUGGUGCUGGCUUAGGGGAGCAUCAUGCUGCCAUGUGCUCUUAUGGCACUGAAAAACACACGUCACAAGGUCAUUUUCAUCUUGCAUCAGGGAAAAAUGGCAACUGGUUUCUGGGAACCACAGCCUCUAAACAAAAACAGGCUAAUGAUCCGAGCCAAAGAUCCUUAAACCAGAGGGCCUAAAUGGGGGAAACGUUGGGGUGUUCUGGAGAAAAUAAUCUAUAGCGAGAAAAGGAAGACCCAUAGCAAAACUUGGCGACAGCACAAUGGUGUGUAGGAGAGAGGCUUUUGAAUUUUGAUCUUUAGGUUUCACUUGUAGAAAAUCAGACUAUUUAAAAAAAGCAGGGCUGGGGGAUUUUCAUAUGAUCCAUAGCCUUGUCUUUUCCACAGUAGCCACUUUUGAAAUCCAAACACUUGAGCAGCUCCAAGGUGCGACCACUUAAUGUCCAUGUGUUUUUCCUCUUCUCUUCAAAAGAGGGCAUUGUAUCAAUGUGAUUUUCUAGCCUACGGGCUGCUUUUGUUUUUGUUUUUGUUUUGUUCCCCAUUUUCUGUUUGCCUUUGUGUCUUAUGCUUGGGAAAAAAAGAUGGAAUCACUCUUGGAAAGAAAGAAAAAAAUGAACAAAAAGGUAGGUCCUCUGGAGUGUUGCAAAUGCAGAGUGAUUUGGGAGAGUAGCGACCUUAUUUAUAAACAAACACAUACACACGUACACACACGCAGGAGUAAAUAAUUAAGGUGAAAGUUAAACAUAUCUUCAAAAUACAGCAUUUCAGAAGCAUGAACCAAAAUUUCUGCUAACCGUAAGAUGAGCAAUCUUAGUAUUACAUGUUCCUACAUAGCAACAAGAGUAUAGUGUACUAUGCUCUUUCUAGGUAAGUAACGCCUACAAAAAUUACCUUUAUUAUUGACUCCCUAUUUGUGUGUAUGUUUCUGUACAUAAGUUUAUCUGGUUUUUAAAUAAAUCAUCUAGUCCCUUCCCUUUUCAUCACACCAAUUGUAUUUCUCUAAGAUGUUUCCAUCCAAGAAGAUGGAUAUUUAUUACAUUCAGUUACCACGGUCUAGGUCACAGCAUCGUUGCCAUUUCUUCCAGUCUCUUACUUGAAGGAUUAGUACUGAUGAUCUUUUGCGUAAAUGAUACUGUCAUCUUUGCUCCUCUGGUAAAAUGAGUUGUCUGUCCCAGAAGGGAGUCCACAGAGUGUCGUGGACACUCAGGAUGUUUUGAGAGAAAGCAUAUAAGCAAUUGCGGCUCAUGUUUUCAAACUCCUAUUUAUUCUCUAAACCUAAGACAUUUGAGUAAAAGUGUGUCCUCAGCUCAAUUUGCUCUUAAAUGUGUGCACUUACUGCAGAUAACUAUCUUUUUUUUUAUUUGAAUGUAUCUUAAAUCAGUAGCUAGAUAGGAUAACAACAGGAAAACCACAGACUGAAUGGACCAUUUUAUGUACCCAGAUCAAAUAACCAUACAUUACCAUAAGGGAAUUAAAAAUGUAAUAACGAAUCAUCCACUUGGGAGGCAUAACAGAAUUUAGCCUACAGAGUACAUUGUAGACAUUGUACAACCACUCUCAGAAGGUGUGUUGUAAAAUGCAUCAAAAGCAACAAUAAAAUUUUCUUAUCUAACGAGUAUCAAUAAAAUAAGCUCGAAUGAUC